Messenger RNA from Callithrix jacchus (white-tufted-ear marmoset), 1857 nucleotides. RefSeq names its product zinc finger protein 446 (gene ZNF446). NCBI's taxonomy places the organism in Eukaryota, Metazoa, Chordata, Mammalia, Primates, Cebidae. The record is from RefSeq and is a predicted model, not a curated record. Gene Ontology annotation, biological process: regulation of DNA-templated transcription.
AUGCCAUCCCCUCUGGAUCCCCCAUGCCUGCCCCUCAUGGACCCAGAGACCACCCUCGAGGAGCCUGAGACUGCCCGCCUCCGCUUCCGAGGGUUCUGCUACCAGGAGGUGGCAGGUCCCCGAGAAGCCCUGGCCCGGCUGCGUGAGCUGUGUCACCAGUGGCUGCAGCCUGAGGCACACUCCAAGGAGCAGAUGCUGGACAUGCUGGUUCUGGAGCAGUUCCUGGGCACACUGCCUCCUGAGAUCCAGGCCUGGGUGCGAGGUCAGCGGCCAGGCAGUCCUGAAGAGGCUGCUGCCCUGGUCGAAGGACUGCAGCAUGACCCUGGGCAGCUGUUGGGCUGGAUCACAGCCCAUGUCUUGAAGCAGGAGGUGCUCCCUGCAGCCCAGAAGACAGAGGAAUCAUUGGGGAGCCCCCACCCCUCAGGGACAGUGGAGUCUCCUGGGGAGGGUCCCCAGGACACCAGAAUAGAGGGGUCUGUCCAGCUCAGCUGCAGUGUGAAGGAGGAGCCCAAUGUCGAUGGACAGGAAAUGGCACCCUCCAGCCCUACACUUGCAGCUCAGUCCCCUGAGGGGCACCAUGGACACCAAGAACCAGGCUCUACCUCCUUCCACCCACCCAGGAUUCAGGAGGAGUGGGGGCUGCUGGACCGGUCACAGAAGGAACUGUACUGGGACGCGAUGCUGGAGAAGUACGGCACGGUGGUCUCCCUGGGGUUACCAACCCACCAGCCGGAGGCACAGGCCCAGUCGGAGUUGGGGAUGCUGCUCACGGGGGCAGGCGUCUGCAGAAACCUGGGCUCAGGAGAUGAGAAUGAGGGUCUGCCAGGCUGCCCAGAGGCCCAGCCACCCCAGGGCCCAGGUCCUGCAGCCUGGGAUGGCCCGUCUGGGGCCACAGCUCCUGCCCCCACUGCGCGCCCAGGGACACCACCAGCACCCGCUACGCCCACACCCACAGAGACGCGACUGGAGCCAGGCGCCACCCCCAGGAAGCCCUACAUGUGCGAGCAGUGUGGCCGUGGCUUUGACUGGAAGUCAGUGUUUGUCAUCCACCACCGGACACACACAAGUAGGCCAGGUUCACAGUCCCCAGGGCUAGCCACUGGCGAAGGCACAGAGAAACCGUCGCAAGGGGAGCUGGCCUUUCCACGCCACCCGCGACGGUCACUCGCAGGCCCCCGGAGUUACCCAUGCGAGGAGUGCGGGUGCAGCUUCAGCUGGAAGUCACAGCUGGUCAUCCACCGCAAGAGCCACACGGGCCAGCGGCGCCACUUCUGCAGUGACUGCGGCCGAGCCUUCGACUGGAAGUCGCAGCUGGUCAUUCAUCUUAAGAGUCACCGGCCGGAGGCUCUGUGAGCAGCCAGAUGGUGCAGUCUCUCAGGGCCUCAGUGUUCUCAGAGCCUGGAUGCAGCCUCUGGGGCACCAGCAGAAGACUCUGGAGGUAGCAGGGAAUGCUGGAGUGAACAAGGGGUCCCAAGCCAGUCCCCUUCCCCUGGCCUGCCUUCCCCCAAAAGACCUGGGUGUAAGGAAAAGGAGCUGCUUCCUCCCUUCUUGCCCCUUCCUCCUGGAGGGAAGUCUGGGUUCCCUUCUAUGACUGGCCAGUGCCUGUGGGGUGACUGCCAAGCAUCAGGCUCCCUCUCUCCCUGAGUCAUGGCCCGGGCUGACAACACUCCCUCUCCUGGGACCUCCUUGCUUCAGGUGGGUGUUCAAAAACUGUGCCUUCCUACCCCUCUGUGCAGAGGCUGGGUUUGAGGUCUCAGUGUGGAGGGCAGCAAAAGACCCAGGAAAGCAAGGUUGGCUUCUGUUUCUCCUGCUCCGUGUGUGUGUUAGAAUUUUAACAUAAAUUCCACUUUCAUAAUA